This is a messenger RNA of Guillardia theta CCMP2712, 1710 nucleotides long. RefSeq lists its product as hypothetical. The coding region runs from base 1 to 1710 and encodes 569 amino acids. NCBI's taxonomy places the organism in Eukaryota, Cryptophyceae, Pyrenomonadales, Geminigeraceae. The record is from RefSeq and is a predicted model, not a curated record. The transcript is spliced from 19 exons. Gene Ontology annotation, cellular component: centrosome.
AUGCCUCCUUCGCCGGAACCAGCAGCUCCGUCAGAGGUGUGCGAGGAGCUGACGUUUCAUGGCACGGACUACAUCGUAGAGGUGUCAGCAAACGACAGCAAUAUACUCACUGUGGACGUGGAGAAGAAAGACGACGGGGAGAGGUGGCAUGGCGAAUUCAGCGCAUCCUACAUAGAGGAGGUGACGCAAAAGACUGGCAACUUCAAGAAGUUCUCUGUGUUCUACAAGAUGCUGUGUUCUGCCCUGAAACAGGCAAGGGGAGCUAGUGAGACUGUCUUUGCCGACCUCUUGACGUAUCAAGAUCUCGAGAUGCUGAGGAGCAGACAGACCAGAAAACCGGCAAGCACCUCCACUCGGCCCACAAACAAGAGAUAUCUCAUUCUAACGUACGCCGUCGAGUUUGAUCGCGUGCACUAUCCCCUUCCUCUUGCUCACUGGGACGAUCCUCCUCCUUCAGUGCUCUACUCCACCAUCCGACGGCUGCGUGAAGAGAUGCAGAGGCUCAAAUCUGCUGCUCCUCCUCCUCCUCACCGCGACGAGGGAGACGCAUCAGCUCUUCGAGGAGAGAACUACGAGCUGAAGAAGCAGAAGGACCAGGCGGUGAAGGACGCGGAGAGACUUCGAGCUGAGCUGUCAAAAGUCACCAGGCAGAACGACAAGCUCGCGUCAGAGCUGGAGCAGCUGGAGGGCCAAGUGAGGAUAGAUGUUGAUCGAGAAAGCCUGUCUUCGUCCCUCAAGGAAGCGAGGAGAAGAAUCACUGAGCUCGAGAAUGAGCUGGCCAACGAGCGAGAGGAGGCGAGGGAGGAGCAGGCGGAACUCAGACACCAGUUGGUGGUGCUGCAGAGAGAAGUAGAUGGGGGGCGACAGACCGUCCUCGAUCUCAAGGCGAAGGUUCGGGAGCUGCAGUCUGAGCUGGACCUGGCGAAGAGGAGAGCGAAGAUUGAAUCGGACCCGAGGUUGGAUGCGAAGAGAGCUAUCUACGGCAACAAGUCAGUCUUGUCGCCUUUCCUCCUCUUCCUCACUUCUACUUCAGCGCUGCGCUUUGACCCCACGGCAUACGUCAAGAACAAGCAGGCACAGGUCCUUAGCUCCCCCUUGACUUCCUUCUCCAAGUCUGACAUCGCUGCAGGUGGCUGCAAAUCAUCGUUCAAGAUCUGUCAGCCCUCGUCCAGGCUCCUCAAGACCUGCUCCUGCUCCGCCGAGCGGCUCCGGCCAUGGGCUGACCCUCCCAUCUCACGAAGCCUCCCAGCCAAGUCAGUGAAGCCCUCCUCGCGCCCCUCGUCCCGCCCCUCCUCUGCUGAGCGGCAGAGGCCAGCGGAGGACAGCAGCGCCUCCAAGCGCUCCUGGAGCGACCGCAAGCCAAGCCCGUCGAGCAGGAUGGAGCGAGAUCGCGAUGUGAUUGCUCGUCGCAAUGCAGAAGGCGUUCGGGCUCGUCCUCCUGCGUCGAAAGAAGUUGAGCGCAGGCCUGCGGCGGAGCACAACACACGAGGGAAGGGAAUGGGAGGGGAAGGAGAGAGAGGAGGAUGGAGGGCCAAGCAUGAGCUGCGAGAUAAGUCGGACGAAGAGAACUCUUGGCCGCGAGGAUAUGCAAACACUUCAGGAGAUGACAUCUCUGACAUCGACGCUCGUCUCAACGCCCUCCAAUCCUUCCUUCAGGCUGCCAAAGACAAGGCGAAGCAGGCGUCUCACUCGCGCGGACUUCGCAGCUGA